Molecule: messenger RNA, 591 nt
Organism: Formica exsecta
Lineage: Eukaryota; Metazoa; Arthropoda; Insecta; Hymenoptera; Formicidae
Exons: 3
Coding region: 76-591 (171 amino acids)
Source: RefSeq, a predicted model, not a curated record
UUUAAUAACAUAUAAAUAAUUAUAAUAACAUAUAAAUUUUUUUAUAGCAAUCUGGAAGUUUUAACACAAAAGAAAAUGACAAGUUUUGAAACAAAAACAGAACUUCAAAGCAUGCAAUCAGAAAUUGAAAAAAUAAAUCCAAUUGAUUUAUUUACUAUAAAUGAAGUAUUGGAUUCCAUUCAGAUAUAUGACUCAACUGUUGAAGUAAUUGGUUAUAUCGAUGGGAUAGAGUCUCCUCGUAUCGUAGGUAACAAACAGCAAUACAAAUUUUUCAAAUUCCACCUUAAUAAUGAAAAUGGAAGAAAAAUUCAAAUAGUUGCUUGGAAUGACGACAUAGAUCAGAUAUUGCCUCUCAUAAUACCAAAUCAUAUCAUUCAUUUGGAUGGAGUUCAAGCAAGAAUUCCAAAAAUGGCUAAUUUUAAUCAUGGAAAUCUUCCUUACGAAUUAUUAAUCCGUAGUAACGCAAUUAUUUCAAAUUUGGGAAAGUACGAACCGAGUCAAACGUUCAAAGAAGCAAUUCCAGUGAAAUUAAAUGAGAUUUUCAAUACUUCUGAACGCGUCUGUGAAUUGUUAUGUUAUAUCUAUAUUUAA